Spodoptera littoralis (African cotton leafworm) is the source of this 498-nucleotide messenger RNA. Lineage: Eukaryota; Metazoa; Arthropoda; Insecta; Lepidoptera; Noctuidae. The record is from the annotation of a GenBank genome assembly.
AUGUACAAGGAUUCAGUUGUUCCAGUGAAAGCUGAAACGUUCAGUGGCAUGGCUGCUAAAAGCCCAAUAAGUCAAAGCAUCAAGACGGUGCUGCGACGCGCUUGUGUGGAGAAACGACUUACAGUCGGUCUCCUCCCUGCCAUCCAGUACCUGUCAAAAAACAGCAACCGGGCCCUCUUCUGUCUGACGGCAGAAGCGCCGCCAGGUGAUAGUGCAACGCACAUGCAAGAAGUAUUACUUCAAGCAUUCUGCGUCGAGAACGACAUCUAUGUCAUUAAGGUUGACUCCGAAACUAAGAUUCGGAAGUUGUUGGGUGGGUGCGGAGCCUCGAUGGACUUCAGCUGUGUCCUCGUGCACUAUCCGUACACAGACCCGUUUAGUGAUAGUCAAGAAUUCGACUUCUCAUCAUUAUCAGACGCCGAGAGAGACCUCAUCGAGCACUGCGAGAUGAACUGGGGAUACUCCCAGACACCCGUCAUCAAGCUGCCUGAGAAGUGA